GGCGGCCGCGCGAAGCAGUGUUAGCUUCUCUCCAAUCCUGCCACCGGACUCUCCGAAAUCAGAACUCAUUUCACCUUCAAAAAUUUCCAUUCUCGGGAUUUUUAACUGCGCUCGCAAGCGUCGCUGGGAGCGUUUUGAAGAGCGACGGCGUAACAAAGUGCGGGCUCGAGAGUGAGCGAAAGAGCGCGCAGCGUGCUCUUCACGUGGGUUUCGCGCGCGGUACGAUCGCGUGGAAGGAAGCAAGCGGCACACAGGGCCACGCGCUGCGUCGACUCGCUCCUUUGGGUGAACAGGGGUGUCUGUCUGGGUUUAAACUCAGUCUGACUGGUGAAUUUGAUGUAACAUCUUAAAGAUGAUGGUUAAAAUGGCAUCGCUCGUUCUGGAAGAUGGGAGCGCGUUCCCGGGCCGGCUUUUCGGGGCUGCCACCUGCGUGUCGGGGGAAGUGGUGUUCCAGACUGGCAUGGUGGGAUACCCAGAAGCUCUCACAGACCCCUCUUAUAAGUCCCAGAUCCUAACACUGACCUACCCCCUGGUGGGCAACUACGGUGUCCCUGGGGAAGAGGAUGGAGAAUUUGGGGUCAGCAAGUGGUUUGAGUCGCCCAAAAUCCACGCAGCUGCCCUUGUAGUAGGAGAGGUUUCCCAGAAUCCCAGUCACUGGGGCUCGACCAGGUCUCUGGACGAAUGGCUGAAAGAGCACGGCAUCCCGGGGCUCCAAGGUGUGGACACACGGGCCCUGACCAAGAAGAUCCGCGAGCAGGGGACCAUGUUGGGGAAGCUUGUGGUGGAGGGGACACUUGAGGCUAACGUACCAUUUGACGACCCUAACCAGAGGAACCUGGUGAAGGAAGUGUCCAUUAAGGAACCCAAGGUGUUCAACCCUGAUGGCGUAGUGCGCAUCACGGCUGUCGACUGCGGCAUCAAGUACAACCAGAUCCGCUGCCUGUGCAACAGGGGUGCCCGGGUGACCGUAGUUCCCUGGGACCACCCGCUGGAAAGUGAAGACUUUGAUGGGCUCUUCAUCAGCAAUGGCCCCGGAGACCCGCAGUUCUGCAAGGAGACCAUUGAGAACCUGAGGAAGGUGAUGUGUGUGGAGAACCCCAAGCCUGUGUUUGGUAUCUGCCUCGGCCACCAGCUGCUCUCCCUGGUCAUCGGGGCCAAGACCUACAAAAUGAAGUACGGGAACCGAGGCCACAACCAGCCCUGCAUCCACAAGGACACGGGACGCUGCUACAUCACCUCCCAGAACCACGGCUUUGCCGUGGACCCCCUUACGCUCCCUGCCGACUGGGAUGUGCUCUUCACCAACGCCAACGACCAGACGAGCGAGGGCAUCGUACACAGCUCCAAACCCCUCUUCAGUGUACAGUUCCAUCCUGAGCACAUGGCCGGGCCUGCGGACUUGGUAGAUCUCUUCGACGUGUUCCUGGCCACGGUCAGAGACUUGAAAGAGGAUGCCAAAGGGAAGACGGUGAAGCAGAGGCUGACGGAACACCUCACUUUUGCUGGAGCUCCCAAACCAGAUGACCUCGUGCGCCCUCGGAAGGUGCUCAUCCUCGGUUCUGGGGGGUUGUCCAUCGGCCAGGCGGGGGAGUUUGACUACUCUGGAUCUCAAGCCAUCAAAGCGCUGAAGGAGGAGAACAUCCAGACGGUUCUCAUCAACCCCAACAUUGCCACAGUACAAACCUCAAAGGGAUUGGCAGACAGAGUGUAUUUCCUGCCUAUCACCCCAGAGUAUGUUACUCAGGUGAUCAAAAACGAGCGUCCAGAUGGGAUCUUGCUCACUUUUGGUGGACAGACGGCCCUGAAUUGCGGGGUGGAACUCACAAAGCAAGGAGUGCUGGAGCGGUACGCGGUGCGGGUUCUGGGGACGCCCGUGUCCUCAAUUGAGAUGACGGAGGACCGGAAGGUCUUUGUGGAGAAGAUGGAGGAGAUUAAUGAACACGUGGCACCAAGCGAAGCUGCCAUGUCGGUGGAACAGGCGGUGGCGGCAGCGGAACGCCUGGGUUUUCCUGUGCUCGUGCGCUCAGCCUUUGCCCUGGGCGGCCUUGGCUCGGGUUUCGCCAACAACCGGGAGGAGCUGACAGCCCUCGUCACCCAGGCCUUUGCACACACCUCCCAGGUGCUCGUGGACAAAUCCCUCAAGGGUUGGAAGGAAAUCGAGUACGAAGUGGUUCGGGAUGCCUACGAUAACUGUGUGACGGUGUGCAACAUGGAGAAUGUUGACCCCCUGGGGAUCCAUACAGGGGAGUCCAUCGUGGUGGCCCCCAGCCAGACCCUUAACGACCGUGAAUACAACAUGUUGAGGGACACAGCCAUCAAGGUCAUCCGUCACUUGGGCAUUGUAGGCGAGUGCAACAUCCAGUACGCCCUGAACCCCGAGUCUGAGCAGUAUUACAUUAUAGAGGUCAAUGCUAGACUGUCUCGAAGCUCCGCCCUCGCCAGCAAGGCCACGGGAUACCCGCUGGCUUACGUUGCAGCCAAACUCGGCCUUGGCAUUUCACUCCCCGCUCUCAAGAAUUCCGUCACCAACUCUACAACUGCCAACUUUGAGCCCAGUUUGGACUACUGUGUCGUGAAGGUUCCUCGCUGGGACCUUAGCAAGUUCCUCCGAGUCAGCACGAAGAUCGGCAGCUCCAUGAAGAGUGUUGGGGAGGUGAUGGCCAUUGGCCGUAGCUUUGAGGAGGCUUUCCAGAAAGCUCUUAGAAUGGUGGAUGAGAACUGUGUGGGCUUUGACCACACUAUCAAACCAUUCUCUGACAAGGAGCUGCAAACCCCUACAGACAAGCGCAUCUUUGUACUGGCUGCUGCACUGCGGGCAGGCUAUACGGUGGACCGCCUGUAUGAAUUGACGAAGAUCGACCGCUGGUUCUUGCACAAGAUGAAGAACAUAGCUGACCACGAACGGCUUCUGGAGUCCUAUAGCCAGGAUGAUACGGUCAUGCCCCCAGAGGUCCUGAGGAUGGCCAAACAGCUGGGCUUCUCUGACAAGCAGAUUGCUCUUGCCAUACAAAGUACGGAGUUGGCAGUGAGGAAGCUGCGCCGUGACUGGAAGAUCCUGCCGGUGGUGAAGCAGAUAGACACGGUGGCGGCUGAAUGGCCGGCCCACACAAACUACCUCUACCUGACGUACAACGGCACAGAGAGCGACCUGAGCUUUGGAGAACCCCAUGUCAUGGUGAUUGGCUCUGGGGUGUACCGCAUCGGCAGCAGCGUGGAGUUUGACUGGUGUGCGGUGGGCUGUAUCAUGGAGCUGCGCAAGAUGGGCUACAAAACCAUCAUGGUGAACUACAACCCAGAAACUGUGAGCACAGACUAUGACAUGUGCAACAGGCUCUACUUUGACGAGAUCUCCUUUGAGGUGGUCAUGGACAUCUAUGAGAUGGAAAACCCAGAAGGGAUCAUCCUCUCCAUGGGUGGCCAGCUGCCCAACAACAUCGCCAUGUCACUUCACAGGCAACAGUGCCGGAUACUGGGCACCUCACCCGAGUUCAUCGACUCGGCAGAGAAUCGCUUUAAGUUCUCCAGAAUGCUGGACACCAUUGGCAUCAGUCAACCGCAGUGGAAAGAGCUGACUGAGACCGAGUCAGCUAUGCGCUUCUGUGAGACGGUUGGCUACCCGUGCCUCGUGCGGCCUUCCUACGUGCUAAGUGGAGCUGCUAUGAACGUGGCCUACUCGGACAGUGACCUGGAGAAAUAUCUGAGCAAUGCUGUGGCUGUAUCCAAGGAGCACCCAGUGGUCAUCUCAAAGUUCAUCCAGGAGGCAAAGGAGAUCGAUGUUGAUGCAGUUGCAUGUGACGGAGUAGUCAUCGCCAUAGCGAUCUCGGAACACGUGGAGAAUGCUGGGGUGCACUCUGGAGAUGCUACUCUGGUCACUCCACCUCAGGACAUCAACCAGAAGACUAUGGAGCGGAUUAAGAUUAUUGUGCAUGCCAUUGGUCAAGAGCUACAGGUGACUGGUCCAUUCAACCUGCAGCUCAUCGCAAAGGAUGACCAGUUGAAGGUGAUUGAAUGCAACGUCAGGGUGUCCCGCUCCUUUCCCUUUGUGUCCAAGACACUGGGAGUGGACCUGGUUGCGUUGGCAACCCAGGUUAUCAUGGGAGAGGAGGUGGACCCUGUGGGUUUGAUGACUGGAGGAGGGAUUGUGGGAGUGAAGGUCCCCCAGUUCUCGUUCUCACGGCUGGCAGGAGCAGAUGUAGUGCUGGGUGUGGAGAUGACCAGCACUGGGGAGGUGGCCUGCUUUGGUGAGAACCGUUAUGAGGCCUACCUCAAGGCCAUGCUCAGCACUGGUUUCAAGAUUCCCAGGAAAAACAUCCUCCUGUCCAUUGGCAGUUAUAAGAACAAGAGUGAGCUGCUACCUACAGUCCAGACUCUGGAAAGCUUGGGGUACAACCUGUAUGCCAGCCUGGGAACGGCUGAUUUCUACACUGAGCAUGGAGUCAAGGUGAUGGCUGUGGACUGGCCCUUCGAAGAGGAGUCGGACUGUCCUACUAAAGAAAAGCAGAGGAACAUCAUGGACUACCUGGAGGAGAACCACUUUGACUUGGUCAUCAACCUGUCGAUGCGGAACUCGGGGGGGCGGCGACUGUCUUCAUUUGUCACCAAGGGGUACCGCACACGCCGCAUGGCCAUUGACUACUCUGUGCCCCUCAUCACCGAUAUUAAGUGCACCAAACUGUUUGUCCAGGCUCUUCGGCGGAUAGGAGACGCACUCCCUGUGAAGACCCAUGUGGACUGCAUGACAUCUCAGAAGCUGAUUCGCCUACCAGGUCUCAUCGACGUGCACGUCCACCUGCGGGAGCCAGGCGACACACACAAGGAGGAUUUUUCCUCAGGCACAGCUGCCGCCCUCGCUGGUGGUAUUACCAUGGUGUGCGCCAUGCCCAACACAGACCCUGCUGUCAUUGAUGCCGGUUCGCUUGCCAUGGUUCAGAAGUUGGCCAAGGCUGGCUGCCGCUGUGACUACGCCCUCUUUGUGGGAGCUUCCUCAGACAACGCCUCUGCCCUGCCUGCAAUCGCACAGUCGGCAGCUGGCUUGAAAAUGUAUCUGAACGACACCUAUUCCACACUCAAGAUGGACAACGUGUCCCUGUGGAUGGAGCACUUUGAGAAGUGGCCGAAGCACCUGCCCAUCGUAGCCCACGCAGAGAGACAAACUGUGGCUGCCAUUCUUAUGGUGGCACAGCUUUACCAGAGGGCUGUGCACAUCUGCCACGUCGCCAAGAAGGAGGAGAUCUUCAUUAUCCGAGCGGCAAAGCAGAAGGGAGUCCAGGUUACGUGCGAAGUGGCACCCCACCACCUCUUCCUUUGCGAGGACAACGUGGCGGCCAUCGGGGAGGGCAGAGCACAAGUGCGCCCCAUGCUUGGGACCAGGGAGGACAUGGAAGCGUUGUGGGAGAACCUGGACAUCAUUGACUGCUUUGCCACCGAUCAUGCCCCUCAUACUGUGAAGGAGAAGGACUCUGAGCAGCCCCCACCUGGGUACCCUGGCCUGGAGACGAUGUUGCCCCUACUGCUCACAGCCGUGAGCGAAGGCCGGCUUACCAUCGAUGACAUCAUCAAACGGCUGUAUGAGAAUCCACGAAGGAUCUUCUCCCUUCCUUCCCAGGAAAACACCUAUGUAGAGGUGGACCUGGAGCAGGAGUGGACCAUUCCCAGCCACAUGCAAUUCACAAAGUCCAAGUGGACCCCCUUUAAGGGCAUGCGCGUGAAGGGCAAAGUGAGGAGGGUGAUCUUGAGGGGGGAGGUGGCCUACAUUGAUGGAGAGGUGCUAGUGCCCCCUGGGUAUGGAGAGGAUGUAAAGACUUGGCCCAAAAGUGUACGUCCUGCUCUGUCUGCUGAACCAUUGAAGGAGGUCAUAAAGACUCCAGACCACAGUCGCCAGGUCAUCCCGUGUGACGCCAUUCGCGCCCGUGCCCUCAGUCCACGUAGAUCUGCUGGAGAUGGCCGGUUCAUGCUGCCGCCCCGUGUCCAUAGAGCUUCUGACCCUGGCUUUCCCCCAGAUAUGGUCCCAUCAGUGGACGUCUACACCCACCCCCCUCCGCUGGCCCGGAUCCUGUCACCACAGGGCAUGACCCCAUCGCCUCUGGCCCACCCUCAGACCUCUCCGCUGCUCCAUCCACUCGUUGGCCAGCAUAUCUUGUCUGUCCAGCAGUUCAGCAAGGACCAGAUGUCCCACCUGUUCAAUGUUGCCCAUACACUUCGCUUGAUGGUUCAGAAGGAGAGGAGUGUGGAUAUUUUAAAGGGCAAGGUGAUGGCCUCCAUGUUCUAUGAGGUGAGCACACGUACUAGCAGCUCGUUUGCGGCCGCCAUGCACCGAAUGGGCGGCUCAGUGGUCCACUUCUCCGAGUCCACAUCCUCCACACAGAAGGGAGAGUCCCUAGCAGACUCGGUCCAGACCAUGAGCUGCUACGCCGACGUACUGGUGCUGCGGCACCCACAGCCGGGAGCUGUGGAGAUGGCAGCAAAGCAUUGCAGGAAGCCAGUGAUCAAUGCUGGUGAUGGGGUCGGAGAACACCCAACUCAAGCACUGCUUGAUGUCUUUACCAUACGGGAGGAACUGGGCACAGUCAAUGGCAUGACGAUCACCAUGGUUGGGGAUCUGAAGCAUGGGCGCACAGUCCACUCCCUGGCCAGGCUACUUACUCAGUACAGGAUCACCUUGCGCUAUGUAGCCCCCAAGAACCUGCAAAUGCCCCCUGAGAUUGUCCAGUAUGUGGCAUCGAAAGGCAUCAAACAGGAGGAGUUUGAGAGCAUUGAGGAAGCACUUGCAGACACAGAUGUCCUGUACAUGACCCGGAUCCAGAAGGAGAGGUUUGCCUCAGUGGAGGAGUACAAUGCGUGCUUUGGUCAGUUCAUCUUGACCCCACACAUCAUGACGGGAGCCAAAGCCAAGAUGGUUGUCAUGCACCCUAUGCCCAGAGUCAACGAGAUCAGUGUGGAGGUGGACACAGACCCCCGCGCGGCCUAUUUCAGACAGGCAGAGAAUGGCAUGUACAUCCGCAUGGCACUCCUGGCCACCGUACUUGGCCGGUGAGAGAGAUGGUUGGAGGAUUGGGGGACAGAGCAACAAGUCAAGGCCGCAACCUAACCCAUCUCUCCGGCGGAACGACCAGAAUCUGUGAAGACCAGUAUAAAGGGAUAGUUUCCUUAGCUUUCCUCUUUCCAUUCUGGUGUUCUCAUUUUUAUUUACAGUUUAAAACAUACCUACAUACGUUUCUCCAAAUCUACUGUGCAUGGUUUAAGUAUACACACAAAAAUCAUGGAUCCCUGUGUUCCAUUUUCCUGCAGCCUUUUCCACCUUCCUGUGUGGUUUGACAUCCUGUGGGCUGUAAUGUGAACUGAUUGAACAUACUUUAAUAGCUGCUAAUAGUUUAAUAGGUAGCUGUUUGGGGUGGGUGUGUGUGUGUGUGUGUGUGU
Scleropages formosus (Asian bonytongue) is the source of this 7416-nucleotide messenger RNA. RefSeq names its product carbamoyl-phosphate synthetase 2, aspartate transcarbamylase, and dihydroorotase (gene cad). Gene Ontology annotation, cellular component: carbamoyl-phosphate synthase complex; cytoplasm. The transcript has 43 exons. Bases 353 to 7033 code for a protein of 2226 amino acids. Gene Ontology annotation, molecular function: hydrolase activity, acting on carbon-nitrogen (but not peptide) bonds, in cyclic amides; aspartate carbamoyltransferase activity; carbamoyl-phosphate synthase (glutamine-hydrolyzing) activity. Gene Ontology annotation, biological process: L-glutamine metabolic process; L-arginine biosynthetic process; 'de novo' pyrimidine nucleobase biosynthetic process. NCBI's taxonomy places the organism in Eukaryota, Metazoa, Chordata, Actinopteri, Osteoglossiformes, Osteoglossidae. The record is from RefSeq and is a predicted model, not a curated record.